CGCCAUGUUUGUGAUUUGAAAGCAGGAUUUUUUUUACGCGUUGCGACAUCGAAAAAGGCGGCGAAAAGAUUGCUUAAAAGCGUUGGUAGUGGACGUUAGGGUACAUUUUGUGAUUGUGCAGGUGUGAGAGAGUCUACAGAAGCAAAAUGUCCGGGGAUACCUUAGAAUUCGACCAAAUUUUCCAAGAAAAUAAAGGCGCUAUGUACGAUGGCAGACUUCGGAUCACCAAGCAGGGAAUCGUCUUCAAGAACAACAAGACAGGAAAGGUCGAUAACCUGGCGGGCACUGACCUGAACUUGACCCACUGGUUCAGGGUCGCCAGAGGUUAUGAGCUGAAAGUCGGCCUCAAGUCUGGAGCCGUCUUCAAGUACGAUGGGUUCAAGGAGUCGGACUUUGACAAACUGUCGGACUUCAUCAAUAAGAACUACAAAAUGCGUCUUGAGGAGAAGGAGCUGUCAGUCAAAGGCUGGAACUGGGGGACUGCCAAGUUCAAAGGCCCUUUGCUGUCCUUUGACAUUGACAACAUGUCUGCAUUUGAGAUCCCGCUGGGUAACGUCUCCCACUGCGCCACGUCCAAGAACGAGGUCGCGCUAGAGUUCCACCAGAACGACGACGCUGACGUGUCACUCAUGGAGAUGAGGUUCUACGUCCCGCCCAAUCAGGACAACCCAGACAUAGACCCAGUCCAGGCUUUCCAUGAUAAUGUGAUGGACAAGGCAGACAUCAUCCAGGCCACUGGAGAUGCCAUCUGUAUCUUUAAGGAACUCCAGUGUCUUACACCAAGAGGCAGAUAUGAUGUGCGUAUCUACCCCACCUUCCUCCAUCUCCAUGGAAAGACGUUUGACUACAAGCUGCCUUACACAACAGUCCUGCGUCUCUUCCUUCUCCCACACAAGGACCAGCGACAAAUGUUCUUUGUGGUUAGUCUGGAUCCCCCCAUCAAACAAGGCCAGACCAGAUACCACUUCCUCAUCCUGCAGUUCAGUAAGGAUGAGGACAUGACCUUGGAGCUCAGCCUGUCAGAAGAGGACUGUGCGGAUAAGUUUGAGGGAAAGCUGCAGAAGGAGAUGUCAGGCCCUGUGUACGAGAUCGUCAGCAGAGUCAUGAAGUCCAUGGUCAACAGGAAGAUCACAGUACCCGGGGGCUUCAAAGGUAACUCUGGCACCAGUGCGGUCAGUUGUUCUCACAAGGCUGGUGCAGGGUUCUUAUACCCUCUGGAGAGGGGUUUCAUCUACGUGCACAAGCCGCCAAUCCACCUCCGCUUCGACGAGAUCUCGUGCGUGAACUUCGCUCGAGGCGUUGCCAGCAACAGGACGUUUGACUUCGAGAUCGAGACCAAGUCUGGAACCACCUACACCUUCAGCAGUAUUGAGAAGGAGGAGUAUGGCAAACUGUUUGACUUCACCACCAAUAAAAAACUGCGAGUCAAGAACAGAGGAAAGAACCUGAAGGACAGUGUGAACUAUGAUGAGGACAUGAUGGGCAGUGAUGAUGAGGGUCAGCAUGAUGCCUACAUGGAGAGGGUGAAGGCAGAGGCAGCCGAGGGCAUCAGUGAUGAGGACGAGUCUUCUGAUGAUGAAGAGGAGGAUGCAGACUUUAACCCAGACGGCAGCGGGAGUGACAUCGCGGAGGAGUACGACAGUAACGCCUCCAUCUCCUCCAGCGAUGAUGAUGAGGAGGAUGAGGAGAAGAAGGAGCGCAGGAAGAAGAAACUGGAGAAGGCCAAGAACAAACCUGCUAAGAGAAGGAAGGCAUCAGACGGAGGAAGGAAGCGUAAGAAGAGGCAGAAGAAAGACCCUAAUGCCCCAAAGAAGGCCAUGACGGCGUUCAUGAUCUGGCUCAACGCCACCAGGAGCGAUCUGCGCAAGGAAAAUCCCGACGCUAGCAUCGGCGAGAUCGGGAAAAUCGCUGGAGAGAAAUGGAGAGAGAUGGGUCCAUCAGACAAAGAGGAAUGGGAGCAGAAGGCAAAGGAAGACAAGGAGCGCUACAAGGCAGCCAUGGAGGAAUACGAGGCCAGGAAGGCAGAGGAGGGCAGCAGUGGGGGGGAAGAGAGCGACCAGUCGGAGAAAAAGAAGAGUAAAAAGAGCAGGUCCAGUCGACCCAAGCCCAGCCCCACCAAAAGCCCAAGUAAGGCCGGCUCAGGGGCUAACUACAAGAGUAAGGAGUACAUCAGUAGUGACAGCGACAGUGACUCCAGUAACAGUGACAGUGACAGUGAGGAGAAGGAGAAGAAGUCAAAGAAGAAAGGAAAGAAGGCCAAGAAGAAGUCAGAAGAUGAAGAAGAGGAGCCCAUAGCCAGCACACCGCCGGAGUCAGAGGAGUCAGCAUCUGGUGGAGAGGAGGAGGAUGAAGAUGAUGACUGAAGUGAUGCUUCCUGCACAUUCCCAGAACCUAGAGGUUUGACUAAGUAGCCAGUUUCUUCAGUGUGGUAUUUUUACUUUCAAAACUGAUGUACAAACUAGUUAAUGACACCAUCAGCUAGCUGGUACUGGGUGGAGAUGGAGAUUUGAAAAAUGUCCACAUUUCAAAGUAAUGGUGUCAGUUGGUACAGUCGUGUAUGGUUUGGCAAACUGUUGGUCUCAAUGAAAUUGCUCAGACUUUUCCUCAGUAUUCAUGCUGUACAAUGCUACAAAGUAGACAUAAAAAUGGGAUUUAAGUAACAAAAAGCUAUUUCUUUUCUCACUUGUCUGUGAUGUCAGCGGCACACAAGAAUGAGCAUUUUCAAUCGCAUUGGUAAACAGAGAGGCUAAAGAUAUAUUUGUCUAUCUGUGUCUGGUGACAAAAAAGUAACACUUUUGUGUAUAGAUGUUUGCUUCCAAAUCUGUUUUAGAAUAAUCAUACAAUUAUGAUCAAUGUCAAGACUCAAACAAAACUAAAAGCCCUUACUUGUGUAUGCUGAAGAGAAAGUAAGAAAACAAGUCUACGCCUCAGAAAAGUGAACAAUGUCAUGUAUAGAGUGAUCAACUUAUCCAUAGAUAGUACGGAGAUUGCUGUAACACCAUGGUAUGAUUUUAAUGACAGAAUAAAGUAAGACUUUUGUCCAAAA
Molecule: messenger RNA, 3046 nt
Organism: Branchiostoma belcheri (Belcher's lancelet)
Lineage: Eukaryota; Metazoa; Chordata; Leptocardii; Amphioxiformes; Branchiostomatidae
Product: FACT complex subunit SSRP1-like
Exons: 16
Coding region: 147-2363 (738 amino acids)
Cellular component (GO): nucleus; FACT complex
Molecular function (GO): nucleosome binding; DNA binding; histone binding
Source: RefSeq, a predicted model, not a curated record